UAAUUUUUUCCUCUUUUAAUUUACUUAAAAAAAUGGCAAUUCUUUCAGACUAUACUGAAGGUGAAAAUCAAUCACAAGCCAAAAAGGUUGUUGAAGAAGAAAUUAAAGAAAAUGAAAAUCAAGAAUCAAUUAACACUUCUUCUUCUUCUUCAUCUUCUUUAGAUGAAAAAAAAGAAGAAAAUAAAAAAUUAAAGCCAAAUCAAUUUAAUGGUCUUGAUAUGGAAAAUUAUACAUGGGGACAAACUCUUCAAGAUGUUACUAUUAAUGUCACAGUGCCACUUGGCACAAAAUCAAGUUUUUUAGCUGUGGAUAUCAAGAACAAUUCCAUCAAAGUUGGACUCAAGAAUCAACCACCAAUUGUUGAAGGUGAACUAUUGGAGGCUGUGAAAGGUGAUGAAUGUUUUUGGAGUUUAGAAGACAAAAAACAAGUAACAAUUCUCAUGACUAAAAGGAAUCAAUCUGAUUGGUGGAAAAGUUUGUUCAAAAAUGGGCCUGAAAUUGACACACAAAAAGCUGAGCCAGAGCCCAGUAGGCUAUCAGAAUUGGACUUAGAAACAAGAUCAGCAGUUGAAAAAAUGAUGUUUGAUCAAAAACAAAAGCAAAAAGGGUUACCAACAAGUGAUGAGAUACAAAAUCAAGAUCAAAUCAAGAAGAUUAUGGAAGAAAAUCCUGAGAUUGCUAAACAUUUUGCUAAUUCACCUGCUAAUGCUAAUGGUAAAGGUGGAAUGUCUAAUAUUAGGAUGAUGUCAAGUGGCGGCGGAAUGAUGCGUUAAGUGAGAACUUGAUGAUGAGUCGAACUAUUUACAGGUCUUGUUUUUACUGUUAUAUCAGAAGUUACUUUAUGUUUUAGUUCUUUCUUGUUGUAUUGUUUUUCGAGUUUGAAGGAUUUGAAUUAUGUUAACAAGCAAUUUUCCUAGUUUUAAUUGUUGAAACAUGAUAUAUAAUCACAAUGUACGUGUUUGCAAGUGAUUUAUUUGUUGAAAAUGAGUGGAACCAUUAAUAUGU
Messenger RNA from Solanum pennellii, 1005 nucleotides. Its product is annotated as protein BOBBER 1-like. The transcript has 2 exons. Bases 33 to 773 code for a protein of 246 amino acids. The record is from RefSeq and is a predicted model, not a curated record. Gene Ontology annotation, cellular component: cytoplasm. Gene Ontology annotation, biological process: protein folding. NCBI's taxonomy places the organism in Eukaryota, Viridiplantae, Streptophyta, Magnoliopsida, Solanales, Solanaceae.